AUGUCUACUAUUCUCGUCACGGGAGGAAAUCGAGGCAUCGGCUUCGGCAUCGUCCAGGCCCUCGCACAACGGAUUCCUUCUUCCACUAUCAUCUUGGCCUGCAGAAACCUUGCAACUGGCCAUGAGGCAAUCGAUCAGUUGCGAGGACAGGGCAUCUCAUCUAAGUUAGAUGCAAUUCAGCUUGACAUUGAAGAUAUCCAGAGCAUCACGACAGCAGUCGAGGCUGUGAACGAUAAAUAUGGAAAGCUGGAUGUGCUCAUCAACAAUGCUGCGAGCCUUCAGUUGCCCAAAACUCAGGAUCUCGCCGAGCUGAGAGAUUGCUCCAACAUCAACUUCAACCGCUGUGUCACAUCCAACAUCCUUGUGACUAAGGCGUUUGUCCCUCUUCUUAGGAAGAGCUCCUGGCCGAGAGUCAUCAUGAACUCCAGCGCCAGAGGCAGUCUCGGUCGCACAGCAAGCAGAGAGCUUCCGCCCGUGGCUCUGAUCGACUAUUGCGUGUGCAAGGCCGCGCUUAACAUGCUGACGCUGCAUUAUCAGAUAAACGAGGACAACUACAAGGACAGUGGGGAAAAGAUCACCUUCUGGAGCGUCAGCCCUGGCCAUACAAAGACGGCCUUCAACAACUAUCAGGGGAAGAAGGAUCCCGUGGACAGUGCCGAGGCAUUCGUACGCCUGCUGGAAUCUGAAAAGGGCGCCAUCGACCCGGGGACUUUUUGGGAGUACGAAGCAGGCAAGUUUCAAGUCGUGCCCUGGUAA
This is a messenger RNA of Trichoderma breve, 756 nucleotides long. RefSeq names its product short chain dehydrogenase domain-containing protein. The record is from RefSeq and is a predicted model, not a curated record. Lineage: Eukaryota; Fungi; Ascomycota; Sordariomycetes; Hypocreales; Hypocreaceae. The transcript is spliced from 3 exons. The coding region runs from base 1 to 756 and encodes 251 amino acids.